Messenger RNA from Oreochromis aureus, 1986 nucleotides. RefSeq lists its product as uncharacterized. The coding region runs from base 124 to 987 and encodes 287 amino acids. The transcript is spliced from 5 exons. The record is from RefSeq and is a predicted model, not a curated record. Lineage: Eukaryota; Metazoa; Chordata; Actinopteri; Cichliformes; Cichlidae.
GGUGCUUUGUGACCUUUUACCUUCUCUGUUCAACCAUUUAAACCUGAACCUCAAAAAUUGAAGGAAAUAACCACCGACACUGCUGCUGCUGCUAACUUCUAAUCUUUAGCAACUAAACAGGAAAUGGGUCAAACACUAUCUCCAGAGCAGGAGAAGAUGGCCUUAGAAAGUUUGGCUGAGAUAUUAUUCAGCGUAUUACAGUUGGAUGAAUUUAAAAUUGACAGUUCCCUGCAGAGAUUCUCUGGGCUCAACUCGGCUGAAGAGCUGAACAAUUACAGAGACCAGGUCUUGUACAUUGGAGAAGCUUCAUCUGUUGUAAGCAAGGUGGGGGAUGUUCUAGGUGGGCUCAGCUCCGUGCCUCAUGCUGUCGGACUGGGAGCUCUUAUCAUUUCCUUGGCCUUAGACGUGGUCGCCAAAAGCCUAAACAAAGAAACCAUGGGCACAGCUGAAAUGUUAGAGAGGGUGUUUGCACAGGAGAAGGCCAAGGAGGUGCGAGAUCUGAUGCACGAGUAUUUGAAGCGUAUGCAGAUCAACCUGAGAGACUCACAACUUCAACUCUCUGACACCCGUCAAAGUGAGAUUGCUCUUAGUGUCCAGCUCACACGGCUCAAGAACUCCAUGCUGAUAGAUGAACAUAUGGACACUCACUUUCUGAAGCAGUGGGUGAAUGGAGCUGCCUUCCACACACAGAUGCUGAUCCAUCAGGCUCGUCUAGAAAGUGCAGAGGAACCUGAUGGAUCCAGAGCCGUGCGUGCAGCAGGGAUUUAUCAGCAGGACAUGAACCUUCUGAUGGAGAAAUUAAAGACCAUGAUGAGAAAUCGUGAUGAUUCAAAACAUGCCAAUAAGGUAAUAGAGGUUCUGUUUUCUAAACCUCAGAUUACCUGGACAAGGGAUUAUUUUUCAAAACUGCAAGCAAAUAUUCCAGCUCUCGUGAGACAAAAUGCUGUCUUUGAUAUCCAAAGAUCCCGUAAUGUCCUUCGGGGUUAAUAAAGUAUUCUGAUUCUGAUUCAAACCUGAUACUGAUCAUCUAUGUCUAUCGAGCCACAAAUAAGAAAAGUAAAAAGUAAAUUUUAAACAACUGAAAGAGGUAAAAAAAAAAAAAAAAAUUGUGGCCAGCACAGUUAUGUAAGGGUCCAGUCUGAUCUACAGGCUUUGGAAUCCAGUCAAGGACAAUAAAUUGUUUAUCUUGGCCAGUGCUCUGACCGAGAAAAUCAGUCAUCAGUCAGUUGGUCUUCCCAAUUCUUCAUAGUCACUGCAAUUUACUGUGUUUGGUUUAGUUUUGUUUUUGUUUUUAGUUGCUCAUGUGAAGCACUUUGGGUAACGUUUGGUUUUAAACCUUUGUGCCAUCACACCUAUAUUUGUUACUUUCUCAGGGCUUGAAUAACAUGUUUAAUAUCUUGUAAACUGGUUUUAUUCAAAAGCCCAUAUAUAUUUGUAAAAAUCAUGAUUUAAGCUCUGCAUGAAAGGUAAUUGGGAAACAUGUCUAGCAUUACAUUCCUUGGCUUUCCUCAGAUGAAUUCCUUAAAUGAAAAAGUGACCCACAGACCUAUUCCAGAAAGUAUAACAACCCCGUUUAUGAUCUACAUUUUUUACCAAUGCAUUGAUGUUACAUUAGAGUCAUAAAACAGAGUUAUUGACCAUAAUUAUUAGAGAGUGGAUGCUGAAUUUGAUGCUUUUCAGAAUCACCAAAAUAUAAACUUGAAGGAUAGAUUUGACAAGUGCUGUAGUCUGUGUUUGGUUUAUAUCUGCUUUUACUAGCGUGUGAAUGACUCUGCAACAACAAAGUCAUACAUGUUUCUCUUCAUCAUUGUGUUACUUCCUUAAAUUGGUCCAAACAUGCCACUGUCUAAAUAAGUUAGACUGGAUUACAGCACAAUGGUGGUUCCUCAUCAGUGUUAAUAGCAUUGACUAAUAAAUCUCUUCAUGUUAUACCUGAUGGAAACAAAACAAAACAAUAAAUAAAAACGAAUGUAAAAAAAACUAUAA